This is a messenger RNA of Protopterus annectens (West African lungfish), 2402 nucleotides long. It is a transcript of the gene MAP9, whose product is annotated as microtubule associated protein 9. Gene Ontology annotation, cellular component: astral microtubule. Bases 300 to 2402 code for a protein of 700 amino acids. Gene Ontology annotation, biological process: mitotic cytokinesis; mitotic spindle assembly; regulation of mitotic cytokinesis. The transcript is spliced from 14 exons. Lineage: Eukaryota; Metazoa; Chordata; Ceratodontiformes; Protopteridae. Gene Ontology annotation, molecular function: microtubule binding. The record is from RefSeq and is a predicted model, not a curated record.
CCGGUGUUUCCGCGUUGCCUAGAAACCACAUAGCAUGCGCUUUGCAUUUUUCACAUUCUUGAGCGACUCAUACUAAUCUUUAUUAUUAUUAUUAUUUUAUUUUUGCAUGCAUGUGUUUCUUACAGUGGUCUAGGACGGUAACGUGUUGCUGGUUAUUUUGAAGUCUCCCUCACCUCAUAAAUGUAGCAUUUUACUUACAUAUUUACCUGGAAUCAGAGAAACAAGUUUCUUGAACCGUGGAAGCGAGGAACGAAUCAUUGAUCAGAUAACCCUGCAGCGUUAAAGCUGAAAUUUACAAGAUGACCAGUGAAAAAGCUUUCAGCACAGGAUUAACAUAUACAAAAAGUCCAAAGGUCUCAAAAAGAACAACUUUUCAGGAUGAACUGCAAGAAGCAAUUUCUGCACGAAAAACCAAAUGGAAAGAGGCAGCACUCAAUAAGUACUCUGACGCUGAAGAUGAUUUUGAAGACAGUGAUGACGAUGAUUUUCUGAAAAAACUUUUGGCAUCAAGGAAGGAGCAAAAAUCUAAAGAAAAAAAGAACUCAACAUUUUUCCCUUUGUCUGAUGAUGAGAGUGAAAAACCCAAAAAAGUAUCCUUCUUAAAAAGUGACAGAAAAAUUCAUGCCACAGCGAAUGAUGAUACCGAUGAGCGUGAUUUGAAAACUAUGUUGAACAUUAAUGCAGAAUCAGGCAAGAGCCUAGUAAAUGGUCUGAGGUUUUCAUCUACAGUCCAGAAACCUGAAGCAAAAAGCAAAAGGGAAGAUGAAGAUAAAAUGCAACCUACCCCAAAACCACGACCUAGAAGCACCCCAUCUCCAGAUGACAGAAACUUUAGUCCUGCAUCUAAUGAACAUCCGAAGCCAAUGCCAUGCCAAAGGAGUUUGCUAAGGAGCAGCAAUGAAGAGGAAGAUGAAAGAGCAUCCAGCAGUAGGCCUUCAUCACUGUUUUCCCGAAGUUUAUCUACUACUGAAAUAAACAGAAGAUCUCCUUUUUCCGAGAGAACAUAUUCAAAGAGCCCUAGUCCAGAGAGGUCAGGAUCUACAAGCCCUACAGCAAAACCAAGAGCAAGACUUGAAAGAGCUGCUUCUUCAUUUUUCGCAGAAAGAUUAACAUAUUCUUUGGAGAACAGAUCAAAAGAAAGCUCUCCUACAAGGGAUCAGGAAUAUUUGUUUUCAGGUGCUGAUGUCAAGAAAACACCCAGCCUUAUGGACUUGAUGACAGCUACUGGAAAUGAGAAUCCUGCUGUGUUAGACCAGAGACAGUUACUGACUGACUAUAGUCCUGAUGUCAAGAAAUCAUGCACACCCACAGAGCUUUUGAUGGCUGCUAGAAAUGAGAACCUUGGACAAAUGAAGAAAUCAGUAGAAGGUCACAGUAAUGAAAACUACACGUUUCCCGGAUCACAAAAUCUUACACAACGCCACAAUCAGAUUAUCAAUCAGAUGAUAAAAGAUGCAACUGUGAAUAAUACUUUUACUUACAAGAAUAUGGUUGAAGAAAAGAAUAUGAAAAACCAGGAAAUAAGCUCAAGAACUGAGAAGUCAACAAAAAAACGGCCUCCAAGCAGUCUUACAGAAACAUUUAAAAAAUCCACUACAAGAAGUCCACGUCCGAAUUCAGCUCAGUCUCGUUAUAUGGGUACUCUGAAAAUAUUAGACACCAAGUUACCACAUGACACUGUAUCUAAUCUUGAAACUGCUGAUGCUAUACGGAUUUCUAUCUAUCAGGACUGGUUACAGAAGAAGAAGCAUGUGUUAGAAGAACAACAGAAAGAGAUUCAAUUAAAAGAACAGACAGAAAAAGAAAAAAAAAUGGAGGAAGAAAUAAAUAAGAAAGAAGAAGCAACUGCAUCCUUUAAAGCAUGGAAAUUAACAAAGAAAAAGACAUUGAUAGAAGCACAAGAGAAAAAGACAGAGGAAGAAAUGAAGAAAGAGAGAACUGCUCGAGAAAAAGAAGAGAAAAAAGAAAUUGCUAAAAUGGCGUUUGAAAAAUGGAAAGAAGGAAAAGAUCAGUAUCUACAAAAUGAAUUUAAAAAGAAAAAGCAAGCUGAGCUAGAACAAAAAAGAAAAAAGGAAGAGGAAAAGUUGGAUAAGAAGAAAGAAAGUGCUGCUGCAUUUAAGUCUUGUAUCAUUAAGAAUGUCAUGUAUUUUAGAUACGUAAUCAAUAUGACUCAUAAUAACAAUGCCUCCACCCUUGUCCGGCUUUAUAAGUCUCAAUUCCUUGUUGUUAGCCAGAUUAAUCAGGAUCGUGUUCCACCAAGUGAUAGGGGAGGUGAUGACAAACGUAUGGUUGAAAAUAAAGAACUUAGGUGGCAGCUUAGGCUUAAUGCCACAUAUCCACCAGGUUUAAAUGAGGGUAUCUCAUUUAUGCCAGUAUUGAAACAAAGGGCUAAUGUUGUUUAA